Messenger RNA from Boleophthalmus pectinirostris (great blue-spotted mudskipper), 1685 nucleotides. RefSeq names its product dehydrogenase/reductase (SDR family) member 12 (gene dhrs12). Lineage: Eukaryota; Metazoa; Chordata; Actinopteri; Gobiiformes; Gobiidae. Bases 131 to 1087 code for a protein of 318 amino acids. The record is from RefSeq and is a predicted model, not a curated record. The transcript is spliced from 10 exons.
CCUUUACUCCAUACAUAACGAAAACAAGUCAUUCUUACGAAACGUUUAAUGCUCCGACGCCCUUAAAAGACGCCGUUUUGCAUUCAGAAACGAUUUUUGGAUAGUUUUACGUAGCAGCUAUCCCGCAAAUAUGUCGAUCUACAGAAAUGCGGUGUGGUUUUUGAAAGGAAUGCAGGAGUAUACGAGGUGCGGUUACGAGGCUGCAGCGAAGCGUUUUAAUCCCUCAGACCUGGAGGUGAAUUUGAGCGGCAGGUCCUUUAUGAUCACAGGAGCAAACAGCGGUAUUGGGAAGGCCACAGCGCUGGAGAUCGCCAACAGAGGUGGCACUGUUCACAUGGUGUGCAGAAACAAAGGCAGAGCAGAUGCAGCCAAAGACGAGAUCGUAGAAAGCAGCAAAAACCAGGAUGUCUACGUCCACAUCGUCGACAUGUCCAAUAUGAAGCAGGUUUGGGAGUUUGCCCAAAACUUUUCACAAAACAACACACUCCAUGUUCUAAUUAACAACGCUGGAUGUAUGAUAAACCAGAGGGAAGUGACAGAGGAGGGGCUCGAGAAGAACUUUGCCACCAACACACUCGGUACUUAUAUCCUCACCACAGCUUUAAUUCCUCUGUUAAAGCAGGCCACAAAUCCCAGAGUGAUCACAGUAUCAUCAGGUGGGAUGUUAACACAAAAACUCAAUGUAGACGACCUGCAGUUUGAAAAAGGAACGUUUGAUGGGACCAUGGCUUAUGCUCAGAACAAGAGGCAGCAGGUGAUCCUCACUGAGAGAUGGGCCACUCAGCACAAAGAGAUUCAUUUCUCCUCCAUGCACCCGGGAUGGGCUGACACUCCAGCGGUCCAGACCUCGAUGCCCUCCUUUCAUGCGAAGAUGCAGUCGAGGCUGCGCACUGAGGCCAUGGGGGCAGACACUGUGGUGUGGUUAGCCAUGUCUGAGGCUGCCUCCAAGCAGAACAGUGGACUAUUCUUCCAAGACCGCACGGCUGUGUCCACACAUUUACCUCUGGCUGCAUCCAGAUCCUCUCCACAGGACGAAGAAAAACUCUUGAACAUUUUGGAAGAAUUUGCUCAGAAAUUUAAACCAUAAAUUAUUCUUUGUAAAACUUACUUUAUGUAACUUGAAAUUAAAGAGCACUACUUAUUCAUAUACCCAUGUUUACACUUUUAUUAAUGAACACGUUAAUAUGUGCUUUGGAUCUUAUAUAUGAUUAAUCGUUUACAUUAUAACAUUUCCUCCAGUGUUAAGCUUAAACCUAGAAGGUGCACUUUUCUGGGAGAAGGUCCUACCUGCUUGUAUUAAGUGUUAUUGCUGUGCCUGGAAUGUUCCACAAUAUAUCCAUAGCAUUUAUUUCAUUUUUGACAUUUUUAUUGCUCAAAAUACCUUACAAAAACAAACUUUCUGUGUGAGGUCACCUCUCCCCAGAUUUAACCUGUAAAUCUCCAAAGAGAUAAGUUCAAUAUCAAAGUGUGAAUACAUUCUUGGCAAAGCAACAUCACUGAGACAAGCAGAUGUCGUAUCCUCCUCCAGAAAAGUUACGCUGCGCACCUUUAAAAUAUUGCUAUUGCUUAUGAGAUUGUGAAUUCUAUUUUGCAUACUGUGAGGCAAGUUAAGAUGAAUUAUUAUUUUUAAAUGUACAAUUUAUUGUAAAAUGAUAAUUGAUAUAAAUCAAUGUUUUUGAGAUAGA